UACAAUAUUCAUUCAUUGUGUCGGAGCCGAGAUAUAUAUACGCGAUCACACUUACGCGUGAAGCAAACGCGGUGUUGUGUAUACUGUGUGUAGUCAAUAUCUUUAUUCAGAUUCGUGAAUAAAAAAACAACACACCUUCGUUGCUGCACACACAGCCAAGUAACGAAAAUAAUACUCAUCAUUUCGCCAGCAUGGAAUAAUAAUCAAAUAAUAAAAAUCAUUUUUUGUGUGGAAUUUUUUUUUUGUUUGGUGAAUGUGUUUCGAAGAAUUACAUUUCGGUGUAAUCUAAGUGUGGGUGGUUAAAUUAGUAAUUGUAUUUAACCGAUAUUACAGUGUUGAAUGCGUUUAAAAAUAGACAACUUUUGAAGGAUUAAUUUUUUUUAACCUCCAAGUGACGCGAAAAAAAAUAAAAUAAAUUCAACCGUAAAACAGAAAUUCACUUUCGUCUGCGGUGUGUACAAAAAGUGGAUUUACCCAUACAAGCUGAUUCAUCAAAAUGGGUAAAGACUACUAUCGGGUAUUAGGCAUUACAAAGGGAGCUACCGAUGAGGAAAUAAAAAAAGCUUACCGGAAAUUAGCGUUACGCUACCAUCCAGACAAAAAUAAGGCUGCCGGCGCUGAGGAUAAAUUCAAAGAAAUCGCUGAAGCGUAUGAGGUUCUGUCGGAUAAAAAGAAACGGGACAUUUACGAUAAAUAUGGCGAAGAUGGUCUUAAAGGAAAUAGAGGCACAACAAAUGGGCACAGCAAUAAUACAAGUAAUUUCUCAUAUCAAUUCCACGGCGAUCCUCGUGCCACAUUUGCUCAAUUCUUCGGUUCCAGUAAUCCAUUUGCGUCUUUCUUUGAUAUGUCGGACAAUUUGUUUGAGAAAAAUGUAUUCGACAGUCUCGACACAGACACAGACUUCUUUUCACCGUUUGGUGGAUUGGGUCAACGGCAUGGAUUAGGUGGUGCAUUUAGAUCACAUUCGUUUAACGUUCAUACGCCGUUAAAAAAAGAAAAAACUCAGGAUCCACCCAUCGAACAUGACCUUUACGCGACUCUCGAAGAAAUCAACAAAGGCUGUGUGAAAAAAAUGAAAAUUUCAAGACGAAUCAUCCAGUCAGAUGGAACACCAAAGAAAGAAGACAAAUACGUUAGCAUAGCAAUAAAGCCCGGAUGGAAAUCCGGCACAAAGGUCACCUUCCAAAAAGAGGGCGAUCAAUCUAGAGGCAAAAUACCAUCGGACAUAGUGUUCAUUAUCAGGGAUAAACCGCAUUCGCUGUUCAAACGAGAAGGAAGCGAUUUAAGAUACACAGCAAGAUUAACACUGAAACAGGCUCUAUGCGGCGUUGUUUUCGAAGUGCCAACAUUGAGCGGUGAAAAGCUGAGAAUUAGCACAAUGCAAGAAGUUAUCAAACCGAAUACGGUAAAACGGAUCGCCGGCUACGGGUUACCAUUUCCGAAAGAUCCGUCGAGAAAAGGCGAUAUGCUGGUAGCUUUCGAUAUUAAAUUUCCUGAAAGACUUAGCACAUCGGAAAAGGAGUUAUUAAUUGACAUUUUGCCAGCUUAAAGGACGUACAAUUACAGUAUCCGUUUGGAAAUUUUGAGAAUUUAUAAGAAUUGUAAAAACAGAAAACAAAGUCCACAAUACAAACGCUGUUGCGUGCUGGAUGCGAUCAUUAUCAUUAUUUUUAUUUAAAUAAUUUUAAUUUUAAUUAACUCUAAUUAAUAAAAACAAAAUGUUUCCUAUGGUGCAAACAUAUGCUUUUCGUGAUCAAAUAUGUGCCUUACUUACAUUAUAGUUCGGAUUUUUUUUAUUUCGUUUUAAUUAAGUUUCGCUCUUUUUUCUAUCUCUAUUUCUCUUCUUUUCAAAUUUUUUAAUUUCUGUUUUCAUCCUUUUUGUUUUUUAUUUGGAGCACUUUAACUUUUGAACUAACAUCAACCGAUAAUUAUUUUUUACGACUUGUAUUGGCUCUACAACAAAAAAAAAUGUGUCUUGAAUCACUGUACUUAUUUAUAUAGAAUUUUAAUAAAGAAAAAAAAAUAGUGACGAAUGUAUCUGUCGAUACAUUCACAAAGUAA
Messenger RNA from Bradysia coprophila, 2061 nucleotides. Its product is annotated as dnaJ protein homolog 1. Gene Ontology annotation, cellular component: cytosol. NCBI's taxonomy places the organism in Eukaryota, Metazoa, Arthropoda, Insecta, Diptera, Sciaridae. Gene Ontology annotation, molecular function: protein-folding chaperone binding. The record is from RefSeq and is a predicted model, not a curated record.